Messenger RNA from Pseudomyrmex gracilis, 1786 nucleotides. RefSeq names its product translation initiation factor eIF-2B subunit gamma (gene eIF2Bgamma). The coding region runs from base 334 to 1707 and encodes 457 amino acids. Lineage: Eukaryota; Metazoa; Arthropoda; Insecta; Hymenoptera; Formicidae. Gene Ontology annotation, biological process: biosynthetic process; cytoplasmic translational initiation. The record is from RefSeq and is a predicted model, not a curated record. The transcript has 5 exons. Gene Ontology annotation, cellular component: eukaryotic translation initiation factor 2B complex; guanyl-nucleotide exchange factor complex. Gene Ontology annotation, molecular function: guanyl-nucleotide exchange factor activity; translation initiation factor activity.
CCAAUCAGGAUUCAGAAAUCUUUGCUCUUUUUGUCCCGAUUGGUCAAUCAAACGCCACUCUGCCAGACAAGCAAAACUUUCGUUAUUGUUGCGCAAUAUAUUUUUUAGACAUUUAACUUGCAGGGUCUGCUCCAGUCUGUUGCAGGUUUACUCAAAAAUUCAUAACGCAGCAUGUGUUGUCUUCGAUAUAUACGUUACGAAUUUACAGAAUAGACCAGAAGAAGAGUAAGAGUUAGACGAUCUCAAUUGUCGUCGACAUUAGAAAACACGUGGUUUUACAAUCGUGAUACAUUUCUGUUAUAAUACACAAAAAACUCCAGAUUUACAAAAAAAAUGGUAGAUUACAACGAAUUUCAAGCAAUUGUGCUUGCCGGAGGAAGAGGGUCUCGUAUGACGGAGAUUACGGCUGACCAGCCCAAAUGUUUGCUACCGAUUGGAAACGUUCCCAUGAUCUGGUAUCCUCUGCAGACUCUCGAACGUUCUGGAUUCAAGGAAGCAAUUGUUGUCGUUUCGGAACUGACAAAAUCAGACGUAUCUACGUCAUUGGAAAAAUUAAGCUUGAAGAUCAAGAUUGACAUUGUGGCAAUUCCGCAGGUCGAAGAUCUUGGCACAGCCGAUGCGAUUAGAUACAUUCACGAUAAAAUAUACACGGACUUUCUGGUGAUAUCCUGCGAUCUGAUUACAAAUAUCAAUAUAUUGGACGUUUUGGAUUUAUAUAGAAAACAUGACGCGAGUGUAACCGCUGUGAUGUUGCCUGUUCUAAGAGCAUCAGAUGAUUUAGUAACACCAGGUCGGAAAAGUAAGCAUAAGUCAGAAAUUGAUUUACUCGGCAUUGACAAUAACACAGAAGGACGAUUGAUCUUCUUGGGUUCGGCAUCUGAUUUUGAGUCAACAAUCAGUAUGUCCAAGAAACUUGUCAUAAGACACUCCAGCAUUACUGUUCAUUGUAAAUUUGCAGAUGCCCAUUUGUAUGUUUGCAAAAAAUGGGUGUUGGAUUUUUUGCUUUACAACACAAAAUUCAGCACACUGAAGGGUGAAUUUUUGCCAUACAUAGUUAGGAGACAGAUGUCUGAACGUAAAAACGUGAACGAUAAAAAUACUUCCAUGGUGCAAGAAGAUGUAAAGGAAGACAUAUUCCGUUUUGUGAAGGAAAACUCUCUGAAUACACAAGUAAGACAGAUGUCAGCUUUCAAUGAUCACAGUACUGAUCUAGAAGAAACUUAUUAUGGAGAUAUAAUACGAUGUUACGCUUACAUAACGAAUGAGAAGUUUGGUCUCAGAGCAAACACUGUAGCAACGUAUCAUUUUGCCAAUGCCAAGAUAUCAGAGUUGUGGAGUGCUGGCAGUAAUGAACAGAUCCCGCUGCCAGACGUUUCUAACACUGCAACUGUGCGCAGUACACAAGUGCAGGAAUGUCGUAUAGGCGAUAACACGUUGAUCGAUGAGAAAACGUCGCUCAAAUGUAGUUACAUAGGACCUAACUGCACUGUGGAGUCAAAAACAAGAAUAUCUCAGAGUGUGAUAAUGGAAAAUGUAACUAUUAAACAGAGAUGUGUCAUUCACAAUUGCAUCUUGUGUAACGGUUGCACUAUUGAAGAAGGCACGGAAUUGAAAGAUUGCAUAGUUGGAGCGAAUCACGUUGUAAAAUCUGGUAGCCAAUACUCUCGUGAGGUACUCACCGAUGCAGACAGACUUAUAGAAAUUUAAUGACUCGUUUUUUAUAUACGAUAACACUGCACUCUAAAAACUAAAAAAUCUGUACAAAUUAAUAAAAAGUGUACAAUUA